AUGCUAAGCCAAGCCAACAGUGGAGGCAUCCAGAGCACCCUGCUGCCGAGUAGUGAGGGAUCACUGCUGGCCUACUCGGAUUAUGGAGACAUGGGCACUCAGGUCACUACGGCCAUCGCCAGGAACUUAUGGGCUAUGUACGAACAGAAUGGGAACCAAAAGCCUAACGAAGACGAUCUUAAAUCCACCCUCACAGACUGCAUGGAGGGCCGUGUAGCUAUCACCAAUGUGGCCAAGCUUCUGCUGUGUAUGUAUGCCAAGAAUGUGGGCUUCAGAAUGCUCAAGAACAAGGCCCAGGCCUUGAUGCAGUCCCUGGAGGAGUCCCUCACCCAAGCAGCUGGGUCAUAA
Messenger RNA from Lepus europaeus (European hare), 348 nucleotides. Its product is annotated as ragulator complex protein LAMTOR2-like. The transcript has a single exon. Gene Ontology annotation, molecular function: molecular adaptor activity; guanyl-nucleotide exchange factor activity. Gene Ontology annotation, biological process: positive regulation of TOR signaling; cellular response to amino acid stimulus. Lineage: Eukaryota; Metazoa; Chordata; Mammalia; Lagomorpha; Leporidae. Gene Ontology annotation, cellular component: Ragulator complex. The record is from RefSeq and is a predicted model, not a curated record. Bases 1 to 348 code for a protein of 115 amino acids.